AACCUAAAUGCUCUUAAACAAAAGAAAGUCCCAAAAGAACAAGUGAAAAAGAAAAACAAUAUGAACACGGUCUUAACGAAACGAUCGUGUUUUAAAACAAAAAUCAAGUCCUACGGACUAUUCGAAUCCAGGUCAUCGUUAUCGUCUUCGUCUACCACUCCUCAAAAAUACGACGUCUUUUUGAGCUUCAGAGGCGCAGAUACUCGCAAGAACUUCGUGAGUUUUCUGCACAAGCACUUAGAGGCCAAAGGCAUUCGAACUUUCAAAGACGACAACUCACUGGUGUGUGGCCGUCAGAUUGCACCAGUGAUUGACCAAGCCAUCAAAGGGACGAGAAUCGCCGUUGUGGUGGUCUCUCCGACUUAUCCAGCUUCCAACUGGUGUCUUGAGGAGCUCCUGACGAUUUUGAAACAAGAGGAAGAAAAAUUACUCACCGUGGUGCCUAUUUUCUACGAGGUUGAACCUAAUGACCUGAAGAGACAGACGGGAAAAUUGGUGAAGCAGUUCAAGAAACACGAGAAGAGACAUAGCAUACAGAGAGUCAACUCGUGGAGGGAUGCGUUGACCAGACUGGCUACUCUCUCCGGCGUUUGUUCAAAGAAUUCGGAUGAUGAGGCGACGCUGGUCGAUAAAAUUACUGAGUUAGUAUCAAAGAUGUUGUCCAGUAACGUAAUUAGUGUCGACGAGCACAUGAAGAGAUUGUAUCCGUUACUUGAUCUAAAUUCAAAUGAAGGUGUUCAAGUAAGUGGGAUUUGGGGAAGAGGAAACAAGGGAAGAUCAGCACUGGCGAGACACGUUUACCAAAAAAUAUCAACCAACUUUGACGCUCAUUGUUUUCUCGAAGACUUGAGAAGUACCUCCCUCUUUCUACAAGAAGCGCUUCUUUCCAAUAUGAAAGGGGAAGGCUUAAGCACAAGGAGCUCUCACAUGUGUUUGGACGCGAUCAAAGCAAGGCUCUGGAACAAGAAGAUUCUGCUAGUGGCUAACCACGUGGACAACAUCGAAAAGUUAGAUGCGCUUGCUGAUGAAUUUGGUUGGUUUGGUCCAGGGAGUAGAAUCAUCAUAACCACACAAGAUAAGCAAUUGCUUAUUUCGUCGAAUGUGAAGAGUGUCUACGAAGUCGAGCACUUGAGAUGCUGUGAUGUUGGUACGCUCUGGAGGUCUGAAGCCUUCAAGCAGAAAUAAGAUCCUCUGAGUUUCGACGGGUCCAUGAAUCUUCCUGGUAUUAAUCUAAUUUCUGUUCCUCUGAAAUAUUUAUUUGAUUAUUUAAUUUGAGUGAUGGAGAUCAGCUUAAUGCAAUAAUAUAUAGUCUUUAGGUUCAUUAAAAAGGAAAAGGCAAAGCCUUUAUAGACACAAAGUACCUUAUCUUAAAUGAUGUAACGCCAUCAUUUGGAUCUGGAUUUACCAGUUUUUAUGUAAUACUGUUUUUUUUUCCUCACAAUGUAAUACUGUUCUUUCUUAUAAGGAAUAAAAAGAUACACCAUCUUCUUGAAGCUUUGUCUGUAACUUUGGUGAUUCGACAUGUUUAACUUUAUAGAGAAUUCAAUGAUAUUUACAUUGGUCAGAGCCUUAGAACAUCAACAAUGAUAGAGAUUAUUUCUGGAAGAAAAUUGAAGUC
This is a messenger RNA of Raphanus sativus (radish), 1618 nucleotides long. RefSeq names its product putative disease resistance protein At4g11170. NCBI's taxonomy places the organism in Eukaryota, Viridiplantae, Streptophyta, Magnoliopsida, Brassicales, Brassicaceae. The transcript has 2 exons. Bases 61 to 1185 code for a protein of 374 amino acids. Gene Ontology annotation, molecular function: ADP binding. Gene Ontology annotation, biological process: signal transduction; defense response. The record is from RefSeq and is a predicted model, not a curated record.